AUGGCAGAAGGAGUCCUCUUCAACAUUGCAGAAGGAAUCAUUGGAAGGUUAGGCCCCCUGGUUUUGCAAGAGAUUGCAUUGCCUUGGGGUGUCAAAGAUGAGCUCCGAAAGCUUGAGGAAAAAGUUACCCAACUCCGAGCUGUUCUUCUUGAUGCGGAGCAAAAGCAAGCCAAUGAUAAUGAAGUCAAAGUGUGGCUCGAAAGCGUAGAAGAUGCAGUUUAUGAAGCUGAUGACGUGCUCGAUGAGUUUUAUACUGAAGCUCAGUGGAGACAAAUGGUGCCUGGAAAUAAUAAAGUGUCAAAGCAGGUACGCAUCUUCUUCUCUAGCUCAAAUCAGCUUGUUUUUGGGCUGAAAAUGGGUCAUAAGAUAAAAGAUCUUAACAAGAGACUUCAUGAGAUGGCCUCGAAUAGAACAUUUGGUCAGUUAGAAAGGAAUCGUGAAGAUGUAGAAUUUGUAAGAAGAGAGAGGGUCACUCACUCAUUUGUCCGGGAGGAUAAUAUAAUAGGGAGAGAUGAAGAUAAAAGAGUAAUUAUUCAACUUUUGUUGGAUUUGGAUCCCAUCUCAACAGAAAAUGUCUCAACUAUUUCCAUAGUUGGAUUUGGAGGAUUGGGAAAAACUGCACUUGCCCAACUAGUUUUCAACGAUAAGGAGGUUCAAAAUCAUUUUGAGCUGAAAAUGUGGAUAUAUGGAAAGAAAUACCUCCUUGUGUUAGACGAUGUGUGGAAUGAAGAUCAUGGAAAAUGGGACGACUUGAAAGACUUGUUGAUGGGUGGUGCAAGAGGUAGUAAAAUACUAAUAACUACUCGUAGUAAAAAAGUUGCAAAUAUAGCAGAUAGAGCUGAACCAUAUAACUUAAGGGGCUUGAAUGACGAGCAGUCUUGGUUUUUAUUUAAGAAAAUGGCGUUCGAAGAGGGAAAAGAGCCAGAGAGUUCAACAAUUAAGGCCAUUGGGGAGGAGAUUGCUAGAAAAUGUCAGGGGGUUCCUCUUGCUAUAAGGACCAUAGGACGGAUGUUGUACUCUAAACAUCAAGAAAGUGAGUGGUUGGCUUUCAAGAGCAACAAGCUUUCAACAAUAAGUCAAGAAGAAGAUGUUAUUAUACCAACACUUAGGCUGAGUUAUGAUGUUCUCCCAUCACAUUUGAAACAUUGUUUUGCUUGUUGUAGUUUGUUCCCCCCAGAUUAUGAGAUUCCCGUAGAGAAUUUAAUUAAGCUGUGGGUGGCACAAGGGUUCGUUAAGUCUUCAAAUCCUAAUGAGUGCUUGGAAGAUGUUGGUUAUGAAUAUUAUAACGAACUAGUUUGGAGAUCUUUUUUCCAAGAAGAAGAAAAAGAUGAGUUUGGUAUAAUAACAAGCUGUAAAAUGCAUGAUCUCAUGAAUGAACUUGCUGUUAAAGUGGCAGGGGAGGGAAGCAGAAUAAUAGAUCGCAGUAAGACUGAUUUUGAUGCAAAACGUCUUCUUCAUGUAUCUUUCGAUUUUGAUGUUGAUUCGCUGGAAUGGAAAAUACCGACAUCCUUGCUGGAAUCACAUAAGCUAAGGACUUUUCUUUUCCUAAGUCAAAUGGGGUGGGAGAAGUCAUUUCAGAGGUCAUUUUGUGCUACAAUUGCUUCAAAUUUUAAGUCAUUGCGUAUGUUGAGUUUGAAUAGAUUGGGAAUUACAAAAUUGCCAAAAUGUCUUAAGAAAAUGAAACAUUUAAGAUAUCUUGAUCUUAGUGGAAAUCCCAUUGAGAGACUUCCAAAUUGGAUAGUCAAACUUCAAAAUUUGGAAACACUAGAUCUCAAAUGGUGUGGCUCUCUUGUGGAAUUGCCUAGAGAUAUCAAGAAAUUGAUCAACUUGAGGCAUCUCGUUUUGGAACGUUGUUAUGAAUUGGCUCGGAUUCCUCGUGGAUUGGGUGAAUUGACUCGUCUUCGUACUUUGAGUAUGUUUGCUUUGAGUGAAAAGAAAUCCAUGUCCAAGGACAGUGCAGGGCUCAGUGAGUUGGGGAAGCUGAAAGAUUUAAGAGGAAAGUUGGAGAUCAGAAAUUUGGGGUACAAGAAAGAUAUGGUGUCAGAAUUGAAUUAUGAUGGUGCAGUUUUGAAGGAGAAACGACAUCUCUAUUCGUUGACUUUACAUUGGAUGGGCAUCGAAAGAGAAAAUAGUGAUGCGGUUGAGGAGGAGAGUGAUGUAAUUAUUAAGUCAAUGGAAGCGCUGCAGCCCCAUCCAAGUCUAAAACAGUUAACCUUGGUGAACUAUAUGGGUGCGAGGUUUGCGAGUUGGUUUCAUUCUCUCACAAAUAUUGUUAAUCUCACAUUGUCUGACUGUGAUAGAUGCCAACAUCUUCCACCGUUGGAUCAUUUACCUUUUCUUAAGAGUCUUGACCUUUGGGGGUUAAGGAAUUUGGAGCACAUAUCAGCAGAAGACAAGGUUAAGGACUUUGCCGGUGAUGAGAUGAUGAUGAUGUCAGCUGCUUCUCCAUCGACGACCUUCUUUCCCUCCUUAGAGAGUCUUUAUCUACAUGAUUGCCCUAAUCUCAAGGGAUGGUGGAGGAAUGAAACAGCUUCAGCUUCUUCAUUUCGUUGUCUUUCUACUUUAUCCAUACAGAGUUGUCCUAACCUAACUUCCAUGCCGCUGUACCCAAAUCUUGAUAGCCUGGGGUUCAAGAGCAGCAGCUGGAAGGUCCUUCCCUCCUCCUUUGUUCCCUCCUCCAAAUUAAAGUUUCUGUACAUUACAGCCGUUGAGGAUAUAGAAUAUGUGCCAGAAGAAGGGAUUGGAAACCUCACAUUACUCCAAGUGCUCUCAAUUGAUGGUUGCCCUAAUUUGGUAUCACUUCCAGAUCAAGGGAUGGGUCGCCUCAGCUCCUUACAGGAACUGGAAAUUUGGGAUUGCCCGAAAUUGGCGUCACUACCAGAAGGGCUUCGUUGCCUCGCCUCAUUAAAAAGGUUGACAAUUGGAGAUUGCCCCAUCUUAAAGCAAAGAUGCCAGAAAGAAACAGGUGAGGACUGGUCCAAGAUUGCUCACAUCCCAGAAAUUAUCAUGUAG
Molecule: messenger RNA, 3012 nt
Organism: Prunus armeniaca (apricot)
Lineage: Eukaryota; Viridiplantae; Streptophyta; Magnoliopsida; Rosales; Rosaceae
Source: the annotation of a GenBank genome assembly